CUCUUUUGUUUUCAUUUUCAUAGAGACUGGGGUCGCACACAGGUCGCGGUGUGUUGCAAAUCCGAAAACGUUACGAAACUGCUAAUAAUACGGGAUGUCUCACUGAUAACUUAUCGAAGAAACCAGAGCUGUUAUUGGUACCUAAUGCAUGCGCAAUGUUGAUUUCCCAGUUGCCCUAAAGACCUCAGGAAGUCGUCAAUGUCACAAGACAUUAACAUUUUUCGCGUUUAUUUUUAGCUGCGACUUGAUCAAUAUUAACAAUUCAAUAACAAACAAUCGUCUGGACCUUAAGAUCGACAGGUCUCUACAGGGAAGAUUUUCUCAGUUACAAAAGACUACUACAACACAACAGUCAUGGAUUGUCUCCCUAUUGAGGUGGUGAGUCACAUCCUGCAGUUUCUGAGUGUGUCGGACAGGAAGGAAGCUGCUCUGGUGUCCAGGAAGUGGUACAAUGCGUCUCUUCACCCACAGCUGCAGAAGGAUGUCAUUGUCAAGUGCCAGCCGCCAAACCAGAACUGCUUGCCGCCAACUGGACUGGUGCAGAGGAAGCUGACCCAUUUGGCACUCGGUGAUUGGGAGACAAACGCCAUGACAGAAGAGCAGCUGGUAGACCUGCUGAGUCAGUGCCCGAACCUGGUGGAGCUAGACAUCUCUCGCUGCAAUGCCCUCUUUCUGUCAGGGAAGCUGUUAGAGAGCGAGAAGGACAGAAAUUAUUUGCGCGAAGUGCUCUCUAAUGUGAGGGAGCUGAAGUUAGGAUGUUUGAGACACAUGACGGACGUCACAUUCCUCAGACUUGUGUACACCAUGGAGAACCUGGAGAAAAUAUCGCUAACAUCUGCCAACAUGAUCUUUGGCAGCGGCAUGUAUGAUGUCAAUGGUUCCAGCAGCGCUAUGCUCAACUUUUCCACAUUUCUGAAAUAUGUGAAGGAAAAGGCUUCGCAGCUGAAGAAAAUUGACUUGAGUCGUACUUCAGUUCAUGACAAGGCUCUGGCUGCAUUGGCCCGAACAGACGGGUUGCUGCUGGAUGAGCUGGUGCUUCAGAGCUGUGUGGAGUUGUCUGAUAAAGGGAUCAAGACUCUGGUGACCCACCAACGCAGCUUGCAGUUACUGGACCUCAGUGGGUGUAAAGAACUUGGUGCAAGCAAAGCUUUCUUUGCCAACUUCACAAAUCUUCCAAAACUGCACUCUCUCAUCCUGAGGAAAUGUCCCAAAGUGGGCCAGUGCGACAUCCACUCAUUGGUGGACAUCAGCUCUCUGAGGAACGUGGACAUGGGAGAGGCUCUGAACCUGUUUGACAAAGACCUCAUCAAGGGUUUGUGUGGGCCGAGUCAGAAGCUUAGGUCUGUGUCUUUGCCAUUCUGCCCGGACCUUAAUGAUAUGUUUGUGGUCAGUCUGUGUGAAAGUAACCCAAACCUCACGCACCUGGACUUGAGCUCGUGCCUCAAGUUGACCGACUCAAGCCUGCAUGCCAUCACCAGAAACCUCACUUCCCUGCGCAGUCUGCGGCUGGCCUACUGCCGCGGGAUAUCCGACCUUGGCAUGCUCGGGUAUGUUCCUGAACACGGGCUUGCCUUGCACCACGUGUUUGACCAUGACCACGAAGGUUGCCCGUGUACAAGAGAGCGGGAGAGCAAGAUUUUCCGCAAACCCACGGGGAUCAUCGAACAACACAAUCACUGCAUUUCAAAGGCACACACAAAAGUUGAGAACGGGGAGGAGCUGCACAUGCUGUCAAAUUUGACCUCUCUCCAGAUCCUGGACCUCUCCUACUGCCCUCGGAUCACAGACUUCAGCAUAGCCCGAGCUGUCAACUUCAGGGAGCUGCGAUCUCUGUCCCUGAACAGCUUGCCCAAAAUGUCUGACGCGGCGAUGAAGACGGUGGCGCAACAAAACCCGAGCCUGGAGACGGUGAGUGUGAGGAGCAACGCCAGCAUCACAGAUGUCUCGGUGCUGGAGCUGGUCUCCAAGUGUCCACGCCUGGCCAGUCUGGAUGUCAGUCAGUGUGACGGUCUCACUGACAAGUGUCUAGACUCUCUCAUCACCAAAGCCAAACGUCUAAGGCACCUGGACAUUUCAUUUUGUGGGAACAUAAGUCAGGAAAAAGUAGCUGUCCUUGAGCAGCGACUUCCUAAUGUUAAAGUCAUAUUCAGACCAUAUGUUUACUAAUAAAGAAAAAUUGUCCAGAAUUGGGUUUUUUAAUGUCAGUGUACCUAUCCUACUUAUUGUGAUCACACUUUCCUUUUUGAGCUUUAAGUGCUUUCAAUAGACAAUAGACUUUUAUAUUAUGAUAGUUUAUUGCUGCUUACUUGUAAUAUAUGUUUAAUAGAAGAAUUGAACAAUGUCUCAACCUACUGUACCAUAAUAUUUACUACUAUUGUGACUAUAUGGGCAGUUAAUGCCUUCUUCGGAUUGUAGCAGGAGCAGCACUGUCCUGUGCAGUAGUAGACUAUGCUGUGAAAGUUAGUGUAAUUGUUUAUGAGCAAGGACACUUUUUUCAAACCAUUCUGUCAUGAUUCAUGCUCUGAACACUGUGAUAACUGAGCUUGAUUGUUUCCACAAAAUGUGUGUAGUAAUUUCUGUGAUAACAUUUAUGCUGUGUGCCUUUCAUGGCACAGAGAACGUUUUCUUUCUCUCAAGUCCUUUUUUAUUAAUAGAGAUAAAUGUAUGUGUCUCAAGGGGGAGUGAUGUAUUUGACUUGUAAGUAUCAGUUGAGCCUAGGAUCUUGAAUUCAUGUUGAAUAUGAAAGGAUUUUUUUAGCUUCUUGAACUUUAUCGAGGUGAAAGUAAGGAAUGAAUCAUCUGAAUCUGAAUAUAGAUCUUCUGUGGCAGACCUGACCUGUUAAAACCAUUGCUAUUAGUUGAGAGAGAGAGGGAGAGAGAGAGAGAGAGAGAGAGAGAGAGAGAUAGAGAGAGAGAGAGAGGGAGAUAGAGAGAGAGAGAUAGAGAGAGAGAGAGAGAUAGAGAGAGAGAGAUAGAGAGAGAGAGAGUAUGUGUUUGAGUGUAUAGGCUUGUGCGUGUGUUAGUGUGUAAGUUAAAAAUGUAAUCCUCAGGUAAACAAGCAUCCAAAUAUCCUGAGGUACCAGUGACCUGUCUUGUUGAAAUAUAAAACUGCACUGUGCAUGGUGAAGAAGGGCAGAAAGCACAACAAUAUAAAUUCUCAUGUAUACUUUUAUCCUCAUUUGAGCUCUUGCUUUGUUUGUUACUUCUAUUGUUUUGCCAAUUUUUUUUUUUAUCAUUUAAAAAAAUUGGACUAAAAAAGGAGGGGGGGAGAGAAUUUUUGUUUUAUAAGUUACUUUGCCAUUGACUGUGGAGUAUACAAUGUGAUAAACAGUGGAAAUAAACAGAUUUUUAUCAGUACAAA
Molecule: messenger RNA, 3360 nt
Organism: Aplysia californica (California sea hare)
Lineage: Eukaryota; Metazoa; Mollusca; Gastropoda; Aplysiida; Aplysiidae
Product: dynein regulatory complex subunit 6
Exons: 3
Coding region: 355-2166 (603 amino acids)
Biological process (GO): SCF-dependent proteasomal ubiquitin-dependent protein catabolic process
Cellular component (GO): SCF ubiquitin ligase complex
Molecular function (GO): protein binding
Source: RefSeq, a predicted model, not a curated record